AUGUUUCCUUCCCCAACACCGAGGAAAUUCCAUCGUGGUGGGUUUGAUCAGGCAUUUGCUUCUGGUCUGGUUCAGCCUGCCACUGGCGUUGUUCUGCAGGCAGCCAUGAAAGACAUCAAGCAGAUAAUUGAGGAGAACGUUGUCGUCGUCUUCAGCAAGACUUACUGCCCGUAUUGCAUCCGCGUUAAGCAACUCCUGACUAAACUCAAAGCCAAAUUCAAGGCAAUUGAGCUCGAUCUUGACCCCGAGGGAGCCGCGAUGCAGCAAGCACUCGCACAGAUGACUGGUCAGCGCACCGUGCCUAGCGUGUUUAUCAAUAAGCAACACAUUGGUGGAUGCGACAACACAGAGGCUUUGAAUCGGCAAGGGAAGUUGGUGCCCUUAUUGGAGGCGGCAGGUGCUGUGUGA
This is a messenger RNA of Closterium sp. Yama58-4, 408 nucleotides long. Lineage: Eukaryota; Viridiplantae; Streptophyta; Zygnematophyceae; Desmidiales; Closteriaceae. The record is from the annotation of a GenBank genome assembly.